AUGGACUCAAAUAACAUAAAACAGGGAAGGCUAGUGAAUGAAAACAGACAAGAGCAAAGAAAGCCCAAAACAGUGUUCAUUAGGGUGCCUAGUAAUGUAACACAUGAGAAUGUUUCACAGAAUCAGCGGUUAUUCCCCAUGGCUGGAUCGCCACAGAUUGCGUCAGCAAACAAAAGGGAGAAAGUGAGGUUAGCACCUCAUCAUUCUGCAAUGGAUUGGGAGCGUCGGAAAAAGACAACAAAUGUCAGAAACCUCCACCCUUCUGAAUUUCCCUUACGUGUGACCAAGGAAGAGCUGAAAAAACACCGAAAUAAGGAUGAUUGUUGGGUUGCAUUUGGUGAUAAAAUAUAUAAUAUUACAGCAUAUUUAGACUACCACCCAGGUGGUGUUGACAUCCUUCUAAAAAAUGCAGGUAGAGAUUGUACGGCCUUGUUCAUGAAGUAUCAUAGAUGGGUUAAUUAUGAAAGAAUUUUAGAUGGAUGCUUCAUUGGAUUUUUGGUUACAUAA
Pichia kudriavzevii is the source of this 507-nucleotide messenger RNA. RefSeq lists its product as uncharacterized. The transcript has a single exon. The coding region runs from base 1 to 507 and encodes 168 amino acids. Gene Ontology annotation, molecular function: heme binding. The record is from RefSeq and is a predicted model, not a curated record. Lineage: Eukaryota; Fungi; Ascomycota; Pichiomycetes; Pichiales; Pichiaceae.